AUUCAUAAUAUCAUUUAUCUUGCAAACAAAACAAACACUAACACCAACUUCCAGAAAAGUUAUGGAGAAGCGAUCAUUUAAAUUGAUUUUCUUAGGUGCACUCUUGAUGUUUUCAUGGGGUUUACACACGAUAACGCAAGCAAGAAAUAUCAGUAUUCCAUGCCAAAGUGAUGAAGAUUGUGCUAGUCCAAAAUGCCAUUGCAAUGGUCUCAAUCUGUGUGUUUGCGGAGGCGAUUCAAUUGGAUUAUUUGAACAAACCAUAUCCAAGCAUCUAGAAGUGCAAAAGAAGGAGAAGGGGUGUCUCCUCACAAAGGGGGUCACAGUGACCAAGCCCGAGCAACUGUUUACCAAAAACACAGGUCUCCGCAAAGUCGUAAGACCAUGUAUGGGGGCUGACGCCUGCCCAAUGCCAAAAGGUCAAGUGACAGGCGAGCCAAAAACCCAAGCCCUAGUGAAUGGCGACCAUAACUAUAAUGGUCCCAAGGCAGCGAAAUUCUUUGUUACGUAAGUUCUGACCCACAUGAACGGCGUAAAUGAUCAAAGCACUGUCUUAGAGAAAGGCUCGUGGUGAAAUGGAAAAUUUGAGGGUUACAACUUGUCCAAAUUAUAAAGUAAGAUAAGUUAU
Messenger RNA from Rubroshorea leprosula, 625 nucleotides. NCBI's taxonomy places the organism in Eukaryota, Viridiplantae, Streptophyta, Magnoliopsida, Malvales, Dipterocarpaceae. The record is from the annotation of a GenBank genome assembly.